GAGGUGAUGCAAAUUAAGUGAGAAACCAGAAUGUCAAGGACUGAUGUUCAUGAAUUGGCAAAUUCUUAUUUUAAUUUUUCUUUUUGGUGAAAGGAUUUGGCGAGUUUUUAUUGGCAGUUUGCUCUAUUUACAAGCUCAAUGGAACCGCACUAGAUGAUUUUUCAAAAAAUCGGUGCCUCUUUUCUUGUGCAUCAUAAGAUUCUAUAGAAAGACAGGAAAAUGUAGCUCCUGCCAAAGUCUCCUUUUCCCACUUUUACAUAUACCACUUUUUGACCUUUUCAUCUUCUUUUCAGCAAGUGUUUAGUGGCAUUUCCUCUCAGUCUCAGUCUCAGUCCUGCACCUGAAAAGAAGAAACCUGAGUUGCAAAAAACAAGAAAUGGGUGGCUCUGGGAAUUUUCUUCAAGUUGUGGCAAAUAAUUUUGAUGUUCUUGCUUUGCCACUAGUGACUCUUGUUUACCCCUUAUAUGCUUCAAUCAAAGCUAUAGAGACUAAAUCUCGCACUGAUGACCAGCAAUGGCUAACCUAUUGGGUUCUGUAUUCCAUGAUGACCAUAUUUGAGCUCACAUUCUCAAAAAUCCUGGAAUGUAUCUCCGUCUGGCCGUUUGCUAAACUGAUAGUGACAUGCUGGUUGGUGUUGCCACAAUUCAAUGGAGCAGCAUAUGUAUAUAAGAAUUUCAUCAGACCAUUCUACAUGAAUCCACAGUCGUCUGCUCAAAGAAUAUGGUACGUCCCAAGAAAGAAGGAUGUGUUUACCAAACAAGAUGACAUUCUAACAGCUGCUGAGAAAUAUAUGGAAGAGCAUGGAACUGAAGCUUUUGAGAGGCUCAUAACCAAGGCUGAUAGAGAGGAAAGAGCUAGGAGGAGCAGCAAUUAUAUGAUCUUUGAUGAUGAUUAUAUUUAUUGAACUUUAAAUUAGCACAUGUUUAGUAAGAAAAAGAAAAGAGCAUGACAUUGUCUUAAUCUCAUGGCUUGGAAGUUAGAUUUGUUUUGUUGUGUGACUAUUUAUGCAAGAACUAGAUUUUCAAGAGAAUGUGGAGUAAUUCCUUCUUGGCUACUAUAUAUAUAUUUAGUGAAGAAA
Messenger RNA from Ricinus communis (castor bean), 1078 nucleotides. RefSeq names its product HVA22-like protein c. The record is from RefSeq and is a predicted model, not a curated record. Lineage: Eukaryota; Viridiplantae; Streptophyta; Magnoliopsida; Malpighiales; Euphorbiaceae. The transcript is spliced from 5 exons. Bases 377 to 904 code for a protein of 175 amino acids.